Molecule: messenger RNA, 1417 nt
Organism: Otolemur garnettii (small-eared galago)
Lineage: Eukaryota; Metazoa; Chordata; Mammalia; Primates; Galagidae
Gene: ZNF577
Product: zinc finger protein 577
Biological process (GO): negative regulation of transcription by RNA polymerase II
Molecular function (GO): DNA-binding transcription repressor activity, RNA polymerase II-specific
Source: RefSeq, a predicted model, not a curated record
AAAAUGACAAAGGCCCAGGGAUCAUUGUCAUUUGAGGAUGUGGCUGUGGACUUUACCAGGGAGGAGUGGCAGUUUUUGGACCCAUCUCAGAAGAUCUUAUACAAGGAAGUAAUGUUGGAGAACUUCAACAACCUAGUAUCAGGGCCAUUAAAGCAGUGGAACUUGAUGAGAAGACAUGAGGAGUGGGUGUUGGUUGAAAAAAGUUUUGUUAUCCAGAAUACAAGAUGUGCGGGAAAAGAUUCUGAUGAAUUCAGUGGAUGUGGGAAAUCAUGUCUCCAUGUCAAGUAUGAUAAAACUCUUACUGGAAUUAAAUACCAUGGAUGUGUUAAACCCAGUAGCACUAAAUCAUGGCUCACUGACCAUCAGAAAACUUAUACAGGAAAGAAACUACAUGAAUGCAGUGAUUGUGGGAAGGCCUUCUGCAAGAAAGCACAGCUCAUUACACAUCAGAGAACCAAAAGAGGAGAGAAGCCUCAUGGAUGCAGUGAAUGUGGGAAAACAUUCAUGAGGAAGAUUCAGCUCACUGAACAUCAGAGAACUCACACAGGAGAAAAACCCUAUGAAUGUAUGGACUGUGAAAAAGCCUUCUCCAGAAAGUCACAGUUCAUGGUACAUCAAAGGACUCAUACAGGAGAGAAACCCUACAGAUGUAGUGAAUGUGGGAAAGCCUUCACCUGGAAAUGCCUGCUCAGUAGACACCAGAGAUCUCAUACUGGAGAGAAACUCUAUGGGUGCAGUGUAUGCAGGAAGGCCUUUUCUCAGAAGGCUUACCUCAUUGCACAUCAGAGACUUCACACAGGAGAGAAGCCUUACGAAUGCAGUGAAUGUGGAAGAACCUUUUAUUUUAAGUCCGACCUGACCAAACAUCAGAGAAUUCACACAGGAGAGAAACCUUACAAAUGUAGUGCAUGUGAGAAAGCCUUUAGAAGCAAGUCAAAGCUCAUUCAGCAUCAGCGAACUCAUACAGGAGAGAGACCAUAUUCAUGCAGUGAAUGUGGCAAAGCAUUUGCCCAAAUGUCAGUUCUCAUUAAACAUAAGAAAACUCAUACAAGAGAGAAAGUUAUAUAUUCACUGAAGGUGGAGAAACCUUCCUCAGGGAGUCAUACCUCUUUAUAUAUGAGCAAACUCAUACAAGAAGGAAACCUUGUAAACAGUCCUGCAGAAACGCCUUCCUUAGGGACCCCACCCUUAUUAACCAUCAGUGAGCUUCUCUGGGGUAGAAAUGUAGUGAUUGCGGAACAACCUUUUCCAAGAAGUCAAGCUUUAGUAGAUAAUCAGGAGUUCAAACAGGGACUAAGCCUUGCAAAUGUAGUGAAUGUGACACCUUCGGUAAUAAAUUGUGUCUUAUGUGUUGCAGAUAUUACAUAGAGAAAAUUCUCUAAUACUAGAAAGUGGAAAAGUUUUUAGCAAGAAUCAU